This is a messenger RNA of Drosophila willistoni, 5839 nucleotides long. RefSeq names its product potassium channel subfamily T member 2 (gene SLO2). Gene Ontology annotation, biological process: potassium ion transport. Gene Ontology annotation, cellular component: membrane. The transcript has 29 exons. NCBI's taxonomy places the organism in Eukaryota, Metazoa, Arthropoda, Insecta, Diptera, Drosophilidae. Bases 17 to 5605 code for a protein of 1862 amino acids. Gene Ontology annotation, molecular function: intracellular sodium-activated potassium channel activity. The record is from RefSeq and is a predicted model, not a curated record.
GGUGCCGUUCAAGGAAAUGACCCACAAUCUUCAAGUGAGUUAUACAGCUUUGGGCAUGUCGGACGAUAAUCAAACCUGCAGCUACUCGAUGCCCUCAAUGGCAGCAUCAUCGCCCAGCCAUCGGCAACAGCGUAAUGUCAAUUUCAAUGACGAUGGCCUCAACGAUCUGGCUGGAAGCUAUGGCUAUCCGCCACAGCAAUUGCCAGCCACAACGGCAGUGCGAAGAUUCUCCAAGUCUAUUUUUCAAAGGCCACGCUCCAUGUCCGUGUGGAGUGACAUAAGUCGAAGCAGCAUGCGUUUGGAUGAAAGAGUUCGUGUGGAGUACUAUGUGAAUGAAAACACAUUUAAAGAAAGACUGCAAUUGUAUUUCAUUAAGAAUCAGCGUUCAAGCUUACGCAUACGAAUUGCCGAUUUAUUCCUUAAGUUACUGUCGUGUGUUCUCUACAUAAUACGUGUGAUAUUGGAUAAAAAUCCAACAUUUAUAACAUGCUAUGGCUGCGAGGUGGCCAAUAAGACAGAGUUCAUCAUCUCAGCCAAGUUAACUGAAGAAGAAUUUCAAGAGAAUCCCAUUAUCAAUUGGGAUGCCAUAUUAUGGGUUAAUCGACCCACGGUUUUAUGGGUUCUGCAAUUACUCUUAGCCAUGGUCUCCUUAACGCAAUCUUUGGUGCUCACAUAUCUAGGCUAUAAGGGCAACAUUUGGCAGCAAAUUCUAUCAUUUCAUUUUAUACUAGAAUUAGUUACGACAAUACCUUUUGCUUUAACGAUUGUUCAUCCUCCAUUACGUAAUCUAUUUAUACCCAUUUUCCUUAAUUGCUGGCUGGCCAAACGUUCUCUGGAGAAUAUGUUUAAUGAUCUCCAUCGAGCCAUGCAAAAAUCUCAAUCAGCCUUAUCUCAACAAUUGACUAUUUUAUCAGCAACUCUUUUGUGUUUAGUUUUCACUAGCGUCUGUGGCAUUCAGCACUUUCAGCGAGCUGGUCAUCGGCAUUUGAAUCUCUUUCAGAGUACCUACUAUGUGGUUGUGACCUUCUCCACAGUGGGUUAUGGUGAUUUUGUUCCAGACAUUUGGCCCUCACAACUUUAUAUGGUCAUUAUGAUUUGUGUGGCGCUGAUUGUGCUGCCCACACAGUUUGAACAAUUGGCCUUCACCUGGAUGGAGAGACAAAAACUGGGUGGCAGUUACUCCUCACAUCGGGCACAGAGCGAAAAGCAUGUUGUGGUCUGUUCGACAACUUUGCAUGCGGACACCAUAAUGGACUUCCUCAAUGAGUUUUAUGCCCAUCCAUUGCUGCAGGAUUUUUAUGUGGUCCUAUUAAGUCCCAUGGAAUUGGAUACAACAAUGCGAAUGAUACUGCAAGUGCCAAUUUGGGCUCAACGUGUGAUCUAUAUACAGGGCUCGUGUCUCAAGGAUGGCGAUUUGGCACGAGCCAGAAUGAAUGAGGCUGAGGCUUGUUUCAUAUUAGCUGCACGCAAUUAUGCUGAUAAAACUGCUGCCGAUGAGCAUACAAUUUUACGAUCUUGGGCUGUUAAAGAUUUUGCACCAAAUGUUCCCCAAUAUGUACAAAUUUUUAGGCCGGAACACAAGCUGCAUGUGAAAUUCGCUGAGCAUGUCGUCUGCGAGGAUGAAUUCAAGUACGCCCUGUUGGCCAACAACUGCACUUGCCCGGGUGCCAGCACCCUAGUCACCCUAUUGCUGCACACAUCCCGCGGACAGGAAGGACAACAAUCCCCGGAGGAGUGGCAUCGUCUCUAUGGAAAAUGUUCGGGCAAUGAGAUCUAUCACAUUGUUCUUGGUGACAGCCGUUUCUUUGGCGAAUAUGAGGGUAAAAGUUUCACCUAUGCGAGUUUUCAUUCACAUCGCAAAUAUGGCGUGGCCUUGGUGGGUGUCAGGCCGGCUGAGCUGCCAGAAUUCUAUGAGGAUACCAUUCUAUUGAAUCCCGGACCAAGGCAUAUAAUGAAAAAGGAUGACACGUGUUAUUAUAUGAGCAUAACCAAGGAGGAGAAUUCGGCAUUUGUCGUUAAUCAAAAUCAAACAGCGGACCCAAUGUCGGGCACAACUAAGGAGACAAGUGGCGGAGUAUCUGGUGGAGGUGGGACAUCAGCUUCUUCUCAAGCGGCAGCGGCAACUGCAACAAUACCAACAACUACAACAACAAUAAGCACGACUUUCACAUCAUCAACAUUAUUAUCAGCAACAUCAACAACAGCAACACCAUCGGCAACACUAGCGGCAUCCACGGCAAUUGCACCAGUGCCAUCUGUUUGUGUUCGUGUGCCCCACAGUCCCACAACCAGUUAUGAGAAUGGCGGCAUCUCUGCCACCGCCUCAGUUAGUGGCACACCUUUGAAUUUGCAACCGUAUCCGCAAUUAUAUCCGCCUAUGCAAACACCAAACGAGAGUAACGAGUUUGCAUCACUAUUUGUGCCCGGCGAUACACCGACAGCUGUGAUAAUAGCAGAUUCCAAACACAAUCUUAAGGACACCACAGUGACGCAGCAGCAGCAGACGGCAAUGGCCACAACCACAAUAACCACCACAGCAGUGCCAUCGAGCAACACUCUAACGGGUGGAGGAGGAGGUAUGGCCAGUGGUUCUAGCGGUGGGCUAGGAGUUGGUGGUGGUCACAGUAUGGGUACUUCAUUAACCGUUCAUCCCGCCACAUUAAGUACCACGGGCAAUCAUUUGGAUGUGCCCUUUGGCAAUAAUCCUAAUCUACUCAGUCCCGAUGUGCUCAAUCAACGUAGAGGAAGUAGACGACCUUCUAUAUUGCCUGUGCCCGAUAUGUUCACAUCUUCAUCAUUUAGCAUCGCUGGCAAUGAUGAUGGCGAAGAGGGUGAUGAAAGCGAUGAUGAGAUUGACGAUGAGAUGCCUUGGCGUUCGCCCUCAGAGAAAAUUGCUUGCUUGGGCGGGCAUUUUCCACAAUCGCGCACCUAUUCGCUCAUCAUGAGCUCUUCGGAAGAUUCUUAUCAUCAAACCCAAACCCAACCGCAACAAACGCCGCCUGGCUGCUCCUUUUGCACCGCUGUUGCACCACCGCUUCCUAUCAAUCCCACUGAGAUGCGACGCCGAGCAAUGAAGAAAAGUUACAGUUGCGACAGUGAGAGUCACUACCACCAACAACAACAACAACGUCCAGUAGUGGGCGGAGUGGGGAGUCUGGGCUUGGGCUUGGGUGGUGGUGCAUUGGCCAUGCUGGCGGCACGUAGGCGACAAUUGCAACGGUGUUGCUCGUGCAGUUGCUCCACCACAAGCACCAGCACCAGCACCUCAACCACUACAACAAUGUCGGCGACAGCGGCGGCGGCUCAGUCUCAACCAAAUUGUGGAUUUACAUCGAGCAGUUCGAUUCUUGAGACGCAUCGAAAGUUGCGUCCGGUUUGGGUCGCCGAUUAUUCAGGCAUUGUCAAGGGAUUCCCACCAGUUUCGCCUUUCAUUGGUGUCAGUCCGACGCUUUGCUAUUUACUGAAAGAGAAGAAGCCCCUCUGUUGUCUGCAAUUGGCACAGGUAUGCGAGCAUUGCAGUUAUAGGAACGCAAAGGAAUAUCAAUGGCAGAAUAAGACCAUCAUAUUGGCGGCCGAUUAUGCCUCAAAUGGCAUAUAUAAUUUCAUUAUACCAUUGCGAGCACAUUUCCGUUCAAAGACCUCGUUGAAUCCAAUUAUAUUGCUAUUAGAACGACGACCCGAUGUGGCCUUUUUAGAUGCUCUAUCUUAUUUUCCAUUGGUCUAUUGGAUGCUAGGCUCAAUUGAUUGUCUAGAUGAUCUUUUACGUGCUGGUAUUACGCUUGCCGAAAGCGUGGUGGUAGUCAAUAAAGAGCUGUCCAAUUCAGCUGAAGAAGAUUCCUUAUCCGAUUGUAAUACAAUUGUAGCAGUUCAGAAUAUGUUCAAAUUCUUUCCCAGCAUUAAAAGUAUUACCGAAUUAUCACAGAGUUCUAAUAUGCGUUUUAUGCAAUUCCGAGCUCAUGAUAAGUAUGCCCUGCAUUUGAGUAAAAUGGAAAAGCGCGAAAAGGAACGCGGUUCGCAUAUAUCCUAUAUGUUUCGUUUACCCUUUGCCGCCGGAGCGGUAUUCAGUGCCUCCAUGCUGGACACUUUGCUGUAUCAGGCAUUUGUCAAGGAUUAUGUUAUCACAUUUGUCCGUUUGCUGCUGGGCAUUGAUCAGGCACCGGGAAGUGGUUUCCUUACCUCGAUGCGUAUAACCAAAGAGGACAUGUGGAUUCGGACUUAUGGGCGUUUAUAUCAGAAAUUAUGCUCAACAACCUGUGAGAUACCAAUUGGCAUUUAUCGCACUCAAGAUACAUCGAAUGCGGAUACAUCACAUGUGAGUAAUUCGCCGAUCGAACGAUGGGGACCCUUCUCGGCCUUCAGCAGGCAUUGUGUGCGAUUGCGUCCAUCGUAUGACGAGGAAACUGGAACACCUGAUUCCACCAAGGAUAGCAGCGAAAUGCUGCGUGGUGUUACCUAUCGACCACCCUCAUCCACAGCAGGUGCCAGCACCAGCAGCUUUCGGCAUCAACAUCAGCGACAGAAAUCGGUCAACUGUCUGGCUGGUUGUACAUCGGAACGUAAAGGAUCAUCCUAUUCGAUUAAUUUGGCUGAUGAGGCUCGUGAUAAUCAUGCCCAGCAAAUUGAGCGCGCUGAGAUAGCUAAUUUGGUGCGUAGUCGCAUGGAAUCACUUAAUCUGCCCACUAUAGAUUAUGAUGAUGUUAGCGAGAAACGAAAUCAUUUGUCCUAUGUGAUAAUCAAUCCAAGCUGUGAUCUCAAGCUGGAAGAAGGCGAUCUAAUCUAUUUGGUACGACCUUCACCAUUUUCGGCACAAAAAACCUUCGAACGUCACAAUUCGCGACGCAAAUCAAACAUCUCAUUUUGUUCCAAUAUCAAUUUGGGUGGGCCACAAAUGAGCCAAAUGACCAAUACCGCCGUCGGAGCUGGUUCGCGACGUGGUUCCGGCAUUGCCGGUUUGAAUCCCAUGCAAAUGCAGAGUGUUCAAACAUUGGCCGGGUAUGGAUCAACUAGCCAGCGCACACCGCCGAUGCAGCAGCAAAUUAAAUCGAAUUCUCUUUCUCUACCCGACAGUCCGACGGUGGUUGGCUCACAGCGCGGCAGGAGUAACUCAUUGCGGAUUGACAAUGAUAUACUACUGCGACGGUCCUCAUCCCUGCGUCAAGGACUGCCGAAUGUGGGCGUUAGUCAUGGGCGCAGAAAAUCCUCGCUAGAGGAAAUCGGCAUUAGCCAUUUUACAACUCUAAUGCAGGCAACGAAUCACAGUAAUCCCAUCAAGAUCUCGCUCAAUGGUAGCAUUGGAAUGGAGAAUCAAAUUUCCCUACAGGUCACACCACCGGAGGAGCCAACACCUAUAUUGGGUGUACCAUGUGUGGUGGGUGGUGGUCCUGGCGGUGGAAUAAAUCCCUCUGCCUUGGGCGGAGGCGGCGGUGGAAUGGGCGGCGGUAGCGGUGGUGGUGGCGGCUCUUCCCUAGCCAUCAAUACAGCUGAUCUGGGUCCAGGACCAAGUACCUCAGGCAGUGGAGGAGGCAGCUCGUUGCAGGCACAGGAUUCGCUGACCCAAUCGUCGCAAGUCUCUUCGCCGCAGCAUUUACAGGGCACGAUUGUAUGAUACAACCUUAUGUGGGGUCGACGACUCCGCUCAUCCAUGUCGAAGAACAAAUGGAUAUAGAAUACGGCCAGCAGCACGCACAGACGAAGAGAUAAAUUCUGAGAGAUAUCCUUCCUGCCUAAUCCCCCCUCCCCUGAACUGUCUGUGGCGUGGCUGUGCAAUGGCAAUAGAUAAAUAUACAACUAAGAUAUUUGUAGUUAUAUAGAAAGUAGAUCAUAGUGAAUCAAAAUGCAA